Messenger RNA from Trichomonas vaginalis G3, 4032 nucleotides. RefSeq lists its product as uncharacterized. The transcript has a single exon. The record is from RefSeq and is a predicted model, not a curated record. Bases 1 to 4032 code for a protein of 1343 amino acids. Lineage: Eukaryota; Parabasalia; Trichomonadida; Trichomonadidae.
AUGGCAAGUACUAGGCCAUCCAAUUACGAUAACCAAUACAGGGGAGACAAUGAAAAUGGCUCUUUAGGGGAAAUAUCUGAUUUACAGCUUGAUAAAUCCCACGAAAACGUGAAUUUUCAAAAUUCAUCACCACCUACUCAGAAUUUGAUCAAUUCCGUUUUCGAAAACAAAGAGAAAUCCAAAAAACAAGAGAAUUUCCUUUAUGCAAAUUCAACAGGAGUUUCUCCUUUAUAUUAUAGACAAAAUAGUCAAGAUAUUGACUUGUUUUACAAUAAUUUGCAUAUUGAAGACCAUUUAUUUUCAGCUGAUAAUGAUCAAAAUCAUAAAAAUCAAUUAAAAUUGCCAAAUUCGACCCAAAAUUCAAAUAAAACCCAACUUAGUCAAAGAUCGUCAUCAUCAAAUACAGGAAGAGACAAACCAUCGUCUAGAAGUACUGCAAAUCCAAAUAUAUCAACUCCUGACUCGAAUUUUCAAUCAGCAAGAAAUCCGCCAAAGAAAUACGAUUUUCCAGUCCAUGGAUGGAGAUACAGACUAGAGACGCGUGAUGGCGAUAAUUUGCCUGAACAAAAACAUCAAUACGAUCCAUAUGGCCACAGACAUUUAGAUUUCGAUCAUAAAUCAAAGUACAAUAAAGUAACAGCUAAAUCUCAAUCGAACAAUAACAAUCAAAACUCAAAUCGACGCAAUAAAGAAGAAAUUCAAAAAUAUCCAAGAAAAACUUCACAAGAAGGACGAAUUACUCCUACUUACCAGAACUACCCACAAGAUACCCACCCAGGAUUAUAUGGAAGCCGUCAAAUGACCCCAAUUAUGUCAGAAUCUACUAGUAUUUUAUCUUCGGUCGAUCCGCAUAGUAUGUCGAGGAUAAUAUCGCCCGGACAGAACAUUGACGGCAUUCCUGAAGAGAAAAACGAAAAAAUCGAAAAAAAUUCAAGAAAUAAAAAACAAAUAAAGACAAAUUUACGACCAAAUGAAAUGCCUCCGAACAAUUUCAAUGAAUUUCUGGCUUAUUUAAACGCAAAUCGACAACUUCGGAAAGAAUUUCAGCAAAAUGACGAAAACCAAGCGAAGCAUGACCAAAACACUCGUUCUAAAUCACUUCCCCGUACAAAUGACCACGAAAACCAGGAAAAUCAGGAAGAAAAUCAAAAUUCCGAAGAUGAAUCUGAGGAAUAUUACUCAGAUUCAUACUAUGAUAGCUAUUAUGAGGAAGAAGAAACAGAACCAGAGAAAGAAGAACCCGUUUCAAGAGAAAAAGAUUUUAUUUCGAAUAAUUCUCCGAAAAAAGAACAAACUUUGUAUGAUGUAGCCGCAAUAUCCGAAAUAGCUACUGUUGCCGCUGUCAAUGCCCUCAACAAAGUCUUAAAUCUCCCUGCAAUUUUCCAAAAUAAUAAUCAACCGGAAAACAAACGGGAAAUGCUUGUAGACAAGACAGUCAAUACAUCCCAGAUCAUUGACACUCAAAAUAAUGAUAAGAAAUCCAUAAUUUCUCCUAAUUUGGACAAUAAUUCCAAAAAAGAGAAUUCGUUGAGGUCGAAUUCGCCAUCAAGAGAGACAUCGCAUAUAUCUAAUGGCAGCCGAAUCAAUUCCAGAGACAAUUCUCCGAUUCCUAAAAUAAAUCAACCGAGUUCGAAGGAAAAUUCGUUGUUGUUCAAUGGAGAAAAGAGAAAUGGUUCGAUUUUAUUCGAUGGAGAAAAGAAAAAUUCAAGAAAUUCGUCUCCAUCGAAAUCCCAAAUUCAAAAUGAAGAAAAAUCAACGAAUUUGGAGAAUUUCCCAUCUAAAAUUUCCCAAAACAAAGAAAACAAAUCAAGAAAUUCUUUGAAUUCGAAUUCUCAAAUUAAAUCUGACUUAAAAGAUGAAAAUUCUAAGUCAAAGAGCCAAAACAACUCCCAACUAAGAGAUUUAGAUGAUGAAAAAUCGAAUUCCAAAUUAAAAUCCAAAGAAAAUUCCAAAUCAAGCAUAAAAAGUGACGAAAAAUCGAAUUCCAAGCUUCCAAAUGAUGAGAAAUCAAACUCAAACAUCAAAAGUGAUGAAAAACCAAAUAAAUCUCCGAAUAAUAAUUCUGAAUUAAAAGAAGAGAACUCUAAAUCAAAGAGCCAACAUAACUCAGAGCUGAAAGAAGAGAAAUCCAACUCAAAAAUCAAAAAUGAAGAGAAAUCUUCGAUAUCAAGUAAAUCUCCAAAAGAAAGCACUCAAAAUUCGGAGAUAAAGGAAGAUUCGAGACAAAGAUCCAGAAAUUCUUCUCCUUCUAAAAGUAAUCAAAAUUCUUCGAUAAAAUUUGAUGAAAAAUCUCUUAAUUUGGACGAAAUUCAGAAGAACAGCCAACAGGACUCCCAAGUUAAAGAAGAAAACUCAUCAAAUUCCAAGAAAAACCAAGAUCAAAACUCAAAUUUGUCAAAAAGUCCUCAAAAUUCAAUGAUUUCUAGUAGAAAAUCAUCACCUUCCAAGUCAGGAAACUCCCAGAUCCAAGAAAACGCCAAUUCUCCCGAACUUUCCACUAAAUUAAAAGAAUCAGAUCGAACCCCAUCACCAAAACGCAAAAGAAGGCACUCCCCAGAUAAAACAAACAGAGUUAUCCAAUCAGAGAUCCAAACCGAAACAGUUUUCGACCAAGAACCAGUUCCAGAAGAUUUACUUCCACCUGAGGACACAAAUCCGAAAGAGGAACUUCCCCCAACCGAAAAAUCAGAAAAAUCGGAAAAAUCUGAAAAAAUUGAGAAGAAAAGUGAAAACCCAGAAGAAACUAAUGAAAGAAAGAGUGAAAACACUGAGAGCAAAGACUCAAAAGGACACAAGAGUUCGCACAAACACAAAUCGAAAGAGAAGAAAGAGAAGAAAUCUAAAGACAAACACAAAAAAGAUAAAAAAGAAAAUAAAAAGACAAAAGACAAAAAAUCUUCUUCAAAGUCAAAAGAUUCUUCAUCUAAAAAGAAGAAGAUAAAAGAUAUGACUCCCAAACUCAAUAUCACAAAGAACUCAAUGAUCAAUAACUCAUCAAACUUCGAAGAAUACGCUUCAGGUGAAGGAGAUUCUCUAAUUGAAGAAAUUAAUAAUGAAAAUGUCAAAAGUGAAGUGAAACCAGAAACCGAAAUCAAAGAAGAAAUAGAAGAAAAUGAACUUCAAAAUGAAAAAGAAAACCAAAAAAGUGAAACUGUCAAAAGUGAAGUGAAGUCAGAAACCAAAAAAGAAUCAAAACCACGGCAUCAUCGAAAACACAGAAGUUCACAUAAAAAAGACAAAAAUCCAGAAGAAGAAAAAGAAAAAAUUUCACAAGAAAACAAUCAAAAUUUGGAGAAAAAUUCUGACAAAAUUUUGAAUGAAAACAUGAAUGAAAAUUUAGAUCAUUUAGAAGAAAAUGUUUCGAAACAAGAAGAGAAGAUAACGAGGUCACAAAGUCAGCAAAUUUUCAUGCACUCACUUCAAAACCAAGAACAUAUAAAGAAGAACCAAAGUUUCACAGAAAUAAGUAACCAAAUGUUGUCAGACAUUCAAGAAGAGCAACAACAGACGAAAGAAGAAAGAUUUAGACACACGAUGGCUGUUGCAAAACUUCCUUCAAUUACAAGUGCAAGACCGAGAACAAACAAACUUCACGCGUUGACAGGAAGAAACUUUUCGAAAUCCGUGACUGUCCAAGGAGUUCUGCCUUCUUACAAAGUUUCUUUUUGUUCUCCUUCAUCGGAUUAUUCAUACAACCCUCAGAGAACGAAACUAACAAUGCCUGAGGAAGAACUCCGCGCAAUGUACUUGUGUCAUGAAGGAAUUGAAGAUGAAGAAGGACAGAGUAUUGCUGGAUUUUCUGCUGACGAAAAGAAUCAGGACGAAAUGAUGAUGGAAAUGAGAUCUCAGAUGUCCAAGGAAUUGACUGAAAGACCUCUCAGUUUCUCAACUCUUUCGAAUGUUGCUCAUGUAACUACUUUGUUGGAUAAGGCUGUGAUGCCUAAAAGACCUCAAUCAUUGCUCGCGAAAUCGAAUCCAAUUUCAAAGAGUCAGUCGAUUUUCGUUAACAUGGAAUAUAGAGAAAUUGAAUAA